This is a messenger RNA of Spodoptera exigua (beet armyworm), 1341 nucleotides long. Lineage: Eukaryota; Metazoa; Arthropoda; Insecta; Lepidoptera; Noctuidae. The record is from the annotation of a GenBank genome assembly.
AUGCUAGAGGCCCAUAUUCCUGAGCAGCGUUCCGCGACACGCGACAGGCGCCGAGUCGCGUCGAGUAUCUCGUCAAAUUAUUACGUGAAAAUAGCGGCAGCGAAUGAGAAAACUUCUGAGGACAAGGCUAUUGAUGCGAAUCUAAUUUGGUCUUACGAUGAUGAAUCAAAAUGGCCAGGCAAACUCUGCCAGUCAGGCGGCAAGCGGCAGUCUCCCAUCGACAUCAGGACAGAUCUCGCAGUACGAGACUUCACAAAGCAGUUUAUCAAGUAUGGUCCGCUCCGGUUCACAGGAUACCACAAGGUCCUCACCACCGGGAUCAAUAAUGGUCAUACUAUUCAAUUCAGCACAGAGGGCGAGGAUGCGAUGCACCCAAUGGUCUCAGGAGGUCCUCUCAAGAACCGAUACAGGCUGGAACAGCUGCACUUCCACUGGCUGUCAGAACACUCCGUCAAUGGUAUCAAAUUUCCAAUGGAGAUACAUUUCGUCCACGUGAGAGCAGAUCUUACGGUGAAUCAAGCGCUGCAUCGCAAAGAUGGGCUGGCCAUCGUCUCUGUUUUUGUAAACGUACAAAGUGAAUUGGAGGACAAUGAGCUUCAAAUGGGGGAAGUUAUGGAGUACAUCCCCAAGCUAAUGAGGACAGGAGCACGGCUCAGCGGAGUGCUUCUUGAUAUGUCGAAGCUGUUAGAUAUUGACAAGUCGUCAUACUACACAUACUCGGGGUCCCUGACAUCACCUGACUGCAAUGAGGCCGUUGUCUGGAUUAUCUUCACAACACCAAUAUUCUUGACGGAUACACAGCCAAGUGUGGUGAUUACAGCAAAGCCCUGUUUUGUAGAAAAGGCCCUUAAUCUUGUAAAUUGUAACGGUAUUAUUUGUGAUAGAUCGGCUAACGAGUAUACGGAUUACCUAAUGUACCGUUUAUUCGCCAAGAUAGGCAUAGGACGCCACAACUUCAGGAGCCUUCAGAAACAGAACCAGCAGGUCGUGUACAUGCCUGCGAAGACCAAGAUCAAAGUGCCACAGGUCGUAAAAUUCUUCGUAGACGUCGGUAAAGCGUUCUCCGACUUCUUCGUGCCUAUCUGGCACCUGGUAUUUUUGCACGGUCACGUGGUCAAGGCUCAAAAGACAUUGAACCUUUUGACCCUAAAAAAAAGAUGUCUUUGUAAGGAUUCAUAUUCUAAUGGCGGUUAUAGGCUCUGGCCUAAGUGCACUAGCGCAUUUCUUUUUUCUCGCUUCUUGAACGAGGACCCUCUGGAGAGAUACGGCGAGUGCUCUCGGAUGCUAGUGUACACGUUAGAAUCUGAACCAAGAGUUACAUCCAUAACAUUAGGCGGUUGA